ACAUCUGUCUCUGCCCACCAACCUACAGGUUCACACGGUGGUUUUGUGGCUACUAAUGACUCGAAUCAUUUAGCUCCUUUCAAGAAUCGAAACAAAAUUGAGGUUGAUGGUCCCGUAUGGCCUACUCAUAUACCACAUGCGCCCCAGCCCACUCGUCCUCUAAUGUAUCAGUGGCCUGGAUCUACGUACAUGGACUCUUACUCGCUGGCGAGCAAUCAUACAAUGGGAAUGAGCAUCCCUCGACCCUCCGCCCCCCCUCCCAUUCUUGCGAUGCAAGACAACUUGCUUGAAAAUUUCCCCAAUGUCUGCAAUAUUCUACCACCUCACCCUCCUCCACGCAACCACGGUACUAUUCGUUUCGAACCAUAUCAUAAGGGCCGUCCUCAUAAGCACCUUGGUGCCUUUCUUUGUCGGUGGAACAACAAAGGAGCCCUUUGUGGUGAUGAGCUUCGGGCUACACCCAAGGACAUUCUCGCCCACCUGCGCCAGGAUCAUGGUAUUGUGAUUGGUAACAAGGAAACAUACCGUUGCCUUUGGAUUACAGCUCACGGUCAAUGUGAGGAGCAGCUGAGGUUCCGGAGUUUUGGGCGUCACAUCAUUAAGCACACUGGUAUCAGAAUCAAAUGUUCUCUCUGUGGUACGACGAUGCCAGCUCGGAAUGACCUCGCUACCAAGCAUCGCCAUCAUCACCCGAAUUGCUCUCAAGCAGACUUUAUCAUUAUUCCAGGUCGCAAUACUGAGGCGCCUUGUUGACAACCUGCCACCACUCCUUUGCGAUGUUUCGAAUGGCUUGUCGCAUGCUAUGUGAUAUUGACGCCCCUCCCGGCUGGCCGAGAUGGGCGUGAUUUUCGGUUUUGAUUAAUCUUCGGUUGUGGUUCAACAGAGUUUUGACAUUGUUGGGCCCUCGAGGCCUCACCUCUCACCUCUCAUCCCCAGUUCCGCCUUCCCCGUGGGCUUCUCUUCCCCCCACACGCACCGGUUGCUUACU
Molecule: messenger RNA, 988 nt
Organism: Suillus subalutaceus
Lineage: Eukaryota; Fungi; Basidiomycota; Agaricomycetes; Boletales; Suillaceae
Exons: 4
Coding region: 163-753 (196 amino acids)
Source: RefSeq, a predicted model, not a curated record